AUGGCUCCUGGUAGCGGACGUGGCUUUGAGUGUCCCUGGAAAGACUGCGGAAAGUCCUUCAACCGCAAAUCAGACCUCUGCCGACACCACCGGAUACACACCAACGAGCGACCGUACCAGUGUACUCAUGAAGACUGCCAGAAGAGUUUCAUUCAACGAAGUGCGCUGACUGUACACAUACGGACUCAUACGGGCGAGAAGCCUCAUGUUUGCGACUAUGCAGAGUGUAAUAAGGCAUUUUCCGAUUCUUCAAGUCUAGCUCGUCAUCGCCGAGUCCAUUCAGGGAAACGGCCGUACAUAUGCCAAGAGCCUACAUGCGACAGAAGCUUUUGUCGCAAGACUACUCUCACGAAACAUCAGAACCGCAUCCAUCCACCAGGAUCGGUGGUCCAGACGCCCUCAGAAGAAACAGAUUCAGAACAUUCGGCCACUUCCCCCAUUGCUGGUACCACCGUUCUACCUAGCGAACAGUUCAUGGUUGUCCAACCAGCGUACUACCCCAAUAACCCAGCUCCGGUACACGAAUUCUAUCCCCAUCAAAAUCUACCAAUGGCUCCGAUUGCCGUCCAAGAGCAGCCGCCAAUUGUUGCACAUACUAUCCCAGUGACCUCGUCGGUUAAUAUAAGUCAUCAGCAAUAUCUGCUUAUGCAACAGCAGCAGCAUCAUCAUCAUCAUCAUCACCACCAGCAACAACAACUUCAACAGCAGCAGCUCCAACAACAACUUCAACACCACCACCACCACCAGCCACACCAGCAACAACAACACCAACACCACGAACAAAACCGCCUGCAGUAUCAGCAGCCGACAUACGCUCCGCCUGUCAAUAUGGUUUCGUACACGCCGAACUACCAAGACUACAAGGAACCUGCUGAGCGAUUGUUAGGCCAGGACGAGGGAAAGGAUUGGAGCUACCUUGGUCUGGGCUAA
Aspergillus calidoustus is the source of this 930-nucleotide messenger RNA. The record is from the annotation of a GenBank genome assembly. NCBI's taxonomy places the organism in Eukaryota, Fungi, Ascomycota, Eurotiomycetes, Eurotiales, Aspergillaceae.